This is a messenger RNA of Priceomyces carsonii, 654 nucleotides long. RefSeq names its product Erv25p (gene ERV25). The record is from RefSeq and is a predicted model, not a curated record. Bases 1 to 654 code for a protein of 217 amino acids. Gene Ontology annotation, biological process: endoplasmic reticulum to Golgi vesicle-mediated transport; Golgi organization; intracellular protein transport. The transcript has a single exon. Lineage: Eukaryota; Fungi; Ascomycota; Pichiomycetes; Serinales; Debaryomycetaceae. Gene Ontology annotation, cellular component: endoplasmic reticulum-Golgi intermediate compartment; Golgi apparatus; COPII-coated ER to Golgi transport vesicle.
AUGAAGGCAAGGUUAUCUUUUUCUGCUAUUAUAUUAUUCUUUGCGUUGCUUAUUGCUUCGGUGAAUGCUCUUCAGUUGGAGAUUCAAGCAAAGAAGUCACCACAAGCUACUUGCAUUAGAGAUUUUGCACUUCAAGGUCAGUUGGUCGUUGUCAACAUUAAGACCAGCGGAAGAUCUGGAGAUGGGCAACAAUUGGACCUUAGAGUCGUUGAUCUGCUUGGUAACGAACACAGACAUAAGAGUGAUAUAGCUGGCUCAACUAAAGUCGCGUUUACAAGUCACCAUAAUGCAGCUUUUGAUGUUUGCUUUGAAAACCAUUUAGUUGGUCAUGGUUCUUCAAGAAGUAAUUUGUAUAGAGAGGUUGAAUUAGACGUUGAAAGUGGAGCUUCUGCGAGAGAUUGGAAUGCUCUUCAAACAGCUGAAAAAUUGAAGCCAGUAGAGGUUGAAUUGAUCAGAAUUAAGGAGACCACUCAGGAAAUCGUCAGCGAAUUGCAAUACUUGAAGAGAAGAGAAGAAAAAAUGAGAGAUACGAAUGAAUCAACUAACUCCAGAGUCAAAUGGUUCUCGAUACUUAUUAUUGGCUCCUUAGUUGGAUUAGGUGCAUGGCAAAUUCAAUACUUACGUUACUAUUUUAAGGUCAAACAUAUCAUUUGA